Messenger RNA from Oryza brachyantha (malo sina), 1094 nucleotides. RefSeq names its product transcription factor SCREAM2-like. The record is from RefSeq and is a predicted model, not a curated record. Gene Ontology annotation, molecular function: DNA-binding transcription factor activity; sequence-specific DNA binding; protein dimerization activity. Gene Ontology annotation, biological process: regulation of DNA-templated transcription. Bases 260 to 733 code for a protein of 157 amino acids. The transcript is spliced from 4 exons. Lineage: Eukaryota; Viridiplantae; Streptophyta; Magnoliopsida; Poales; Poaceae. Gene Ontology annotation, cellular component: nucleus.
UCCUCUUCUCCCUUUUAUUCAUUUCAUCUCGUAAUUGAAGCCUGAAGAGACACCAUAACAUCACGUGAGUGUCGUCGACGGAGAGCGACCACUAUAAGGACGUAGAAAAGCCUCUCAUUGAGUACUCAUCUCCUUUGAAGCAGCAGCAGCAGUCUCAGUCUUGCUCACCUCCAUUGAAAGAGAGAAAAGAGAGAGCUAGGAUACAUACACUUUUUGAGAGAAUUAAUCAAACUACGUAGGGUUUCAGGGAUAGAUCGAGAUGAUGUCGAGAGAACGCAACAAGGCAGCUGCUCUACACGAGAAGCUGCAGCUCCUCCGCUCCAUUACCCACUCCCACGCGCUCAGCAACGACUCCAUAAUCACGGACGCAUCGGAGUACAUCAAGGAGCUGAAGCAGAAGGUCGUCAGGCUCAACAAGGAGAUCGCAUGCGCAGAAGCUGCAGCUCUCAGAUCACAGAACUCCAUCCCCACGGUCACGGUGGAAACCCUAGGGCACGGGCCGUUCCUCAUCAACGUGUUCUCUGACAAGAGCAGCCCCGGGUUGCUUGUUGCUAUCCUGGAAGCCUUCGAUGAGCUGGGCCUGAAUGUACUCGAAGCGACGGCGUCUUGCGACGAUACCUUCCGUCUUGAGGCUGUAGGAGGAGAGAACCAGGUGGAUGAGCAUGUCGUCAAGCAAACAGUGCUCCAGGCCAUCAGAAACUGCUCAGAGAGGGCCGUCCAGCAGGAUGGGUAGAGACGACAGUCUAAUGGAGAUGGCAUUUUGAUCAGGACGAUCAUAUCGUUUAUGGACAGCUAGCUAUCUAGCUGCAUUGCUUUCCCGGUUGCAAAUUUUUCAUGCCUCUUCUCUUGAUCGAUCGACGUUUUCCCGAGAUGAGCUGCAAUUAAAGAUCUAUGUCCGGUGAAACCCUAGCAUGCAUUCCCCUGUACUAUCAGAUAAUGAUAUUAUAUAUAUGUGUACGUAGUCCAUGAUCCAUAUAUGGAGAUUGGCAAGGUGUAAGAUAUGCUAGUUUGUACGUUGAUUGUACUACUGAUAUGAUGACCAUAGUAAGAUCUAUUUAUCUUUUGCCCGUCGAUCAGAUUGUGAAAGCAAUGAG